Sipha flava (yellow sugarcane aphid) is the source of this 1772-nucleotide messenger RNA. RefSeq lists its product as uncharacterized. The record is from RefSeq and is a predicted model, not a curated record. The transcript has 4 exons. The coding region runs from base 83 to 1399 and encodes 438 amino acids. NCBI's taxonomy places the organism in Eukaryota, Metazoa, Arthropoda, Insecta, Hemiptera, Aphididae.
AUUAGAUGGUGAUAUUUAGUGUGCGUCUUAACCAUAAGUGAACUAUAUGUUAUUUUUGUCCUUAUAAAAAAAAUUUUCAACGAUGAAAUUUACUACAACUAUACUUUGUGUAAUAUUCGGUCUACUUGUAUUCGAAAAUAAAGAUGCAUCAUCUAUAUCGCCGGAAUGUCUCAACGAUUUAAAAUGUGGAUUGCAAUCGCUUUUAAAACGUUGGCAAGUAGAUUUAAUUGGAAAAAAAUCCAACAGUUCCGACUGGCACGGUCUGCUACAAAAGUUGUUCGCGUUACCGACGCCGUUGCCGACAUCCAGCACCACGUCUCCUCCGACCACAACGGCUGCGGCGACCGUGACGCGAGACUGUAACCCCCAUCAGAUAUCGGAGGUCCGCAAGCGGAACGAUUCGCCGGCCAACAGCAAUUGCAUACGGACACCGGAGGAACUGGUGACGUUUUUGAGCUCGUCGAGCUCGGUGGCCGACUCGACGCCGACGAAAAUGCGCGCGGCCAUCAUGUUGCUCGUGUCGUUCCGCGGCUCGCUGCCCAGCCCGUUGCCGGCCGCCGCGGUCGUCAACCUGGUCGAAAAGCUCGUGGCCGCACCGCAACUGUUCGUCGGCCUGCCGCAGCCGGCCGUCAACGUCGUGCUCAUGGUGACGACGGCCGCGAACGCGUGCGCCACCGGCCAGCUGCCGGCCGACCUCCGGGUCCGGUUCCUGCACGCGGUGUUCUCGCUGUCCCCCGGCGCCCUCGUUCUCGUGCCCAAGUCCGUGAUGGUCCCGGUGCUCGGCACGAUCACGUCGCCGGACAUGCUGGACGCGUUGCCCGGCGCGGUCACGGUCAAGCUCGUCACGGUGCUGUCACUGUCCCGGCCGCUAUUCCUCUGCAUGCCGGUGCCCGCCCUUCUGUCCCUGCUGUCGUCCGUGGCUGCGCGCUCGCCCCAGGAGCUGCUGACCGCGCUGCCGCCGUCCACGCUGUUCGGGUUCCUGGACGGGCUGCUGCACGCCGCGCGCGACGCGUCUCCGAUCCUGGCGGACGCCGCGACCGGCCCCGUGCUCGCCGCCGUCCUCGGUCCUCUGAUGACGUCCCGCCUGGUGAGCGUGUUGCCCGCACCCACCCUGGACCUGUUCCUGGCCGUGGUCGGAUCGUCUCCCGAGCUGGCCGGAUCGUUGCCCGCGUCCUGCGUCGUGUCCGUGUUCGGCACGCUCGCCAAAUCACCGAACCUUUUGAGCUCGCUGGACCCCAAUCACCUGGCCAAGGCCCUGGUCACGGUGAUGAACACCCCGUCCGCGGCCGACGGUCUGCCGCCCACCAUGUUCACCGCGCUGCUGGACGCCGUGGCCGUGUACCUGCCGUCGUGUUUCGACUGCAUCCCGAUCGCCGACUUGUCGCCGGGCCGCAAAUGAACGUACAACACACAUUCCACUAUCCAGGGGCGAUAUAUAUAUAUAUAUGUUUUUUUUCUCUAACACAUCGAUUUUUUAACCUUAAGCGUACGUAAAAUACCCGGUAUUUCAUUAAUUAUUGUUUCAAUUGUUUCGAGUCCGAAGGAGACAGUUCUACCGUUUUGAAGCACGGCCAAAACCGGCGGCACUCGUACGCUAUGCUUUUCAAUAAACAGCGGUAGCAUCUUUAAUGUAAAUGGAACACAAUUUCGAGAACAAAUCGGACUUAACUAAACAUAUAAAAAUCAUUAAUUUUUUUUCUACAACUUGAACAAAACAGAUUAUAUUCCUAUUGGUAUAAUUGUUAGGUUUAAUAUAAGAUUAAAAAAUUAUU